This is a messenger RNA of Dendrobium catenatum, 1381 nucleotides long. RefSeq names its product autophagy protein 5. Lineage: Eukaryota; Viridiplantae; Streptophyta; Magnoliopsida; Asparagales; Orchidaceae. Gene Ontology annotation, biological process: cellular response to nitrogen starvation; autophagy of mitochondrion; autophagosome assembly. Gene Ontology annotation, cellular component: phagophore assembly site membrane; Atg12-Atg5-Atg16 complex; cytoplasm. Bases 189 to 1214 code for a protein of 341 amino acids. The transcript is spliced from 8 exons. The record is from RefSeq and is a predicted model, not a curated record.
ACCGCAAAAAAUUUGUAGCAGUCGAAACCAGAGAUCGCCAAUUGUGACAGCUUCUCUUACGAAGCACGAAACCACGGCGGGCGUGGAGGGACGAAGAGCGAACAGCGGUGAAGGGGACGGAGGAGAAGCAUCUGGACAACUUGGAAAGCGCGGGCGGUUGCUGCGAUCGAGAUUUUGUGUUUGGAGGGAUGGAGCUGUGCUCGGAAGAAGCGGUGAGGUUGGUGUGGGAAGGGGCUAUUCCUCUCCAGAUCCAUCUCCAUGAAUCCGAAGUCACGACUCUACCCCCUCCGCCUCCUGUUCUGAUUUUAGGUCCACGUAUUGGAUAUUUGCCGUUAUUGGUGACCGUUAUAAAGCCUCAUUUUAAUGACACUUUGCCACCUGGUGUUGACUCGGUUUGGUUCGACUAUAAAGGUUUGCCUCUUAAAUGGUAUAUACCAACAGGCGUUCUCUUUGAUCUCCUAUGUGCAGAACCUGAAAGACCAUGGAAUUUGACAGUUCAUUUUAGAGGGCAUCCUGGAGAAAUAUUGACACCUUGUGGAGGGGAGGACCCUGUGAAAUGGAGCUUUAUUAACUCCUUGAAGGAGGCAGCAUACAUUAUUAAUGGUAAUUGUAAGAAUGUCAUGAAUAUGUCCCAGACAGAUCAGUCUGAGCUCUGGCAAUCAUUAGCCAAAGGAAACAUGGAGAGUUAUACUCGCGUUUCAUCCAGGCUUAAGCUUGGACCAUAUGGAGAGGAUGCUGUCAUGAGAAUGAGUACAGGCAGAAUACCUAUCAGAUUAUAUUUAAGAAUUCUUGGAGAGGAUGUAGAUGAUUUAGAGGAUGUAACAACUAUAGACAGCUGGGACAGUAUCUCCUAUAUAAAUCGGCCUGUUGAGAUUCACAAUGAAGAAGGCCACUAUAUCACAUUUAGGAGUGCCAUGAGAACUCUCCUACCUGAAUUUUUUGAUGAUGAAGCCUCCGCAUUUGAUCAUGUCCUAGUACCAAGAGGAGACUAUGAAAUUGAUGAUGGCAUUGAGAAUACAGAAGCUACUGCCACAGAUUUUGUCAGCACGAAAUCACAAUCACCCAAGAAGGUAAAUGAAAUCAAAUUAAUUCGAAUUCAGGGUAUCGAAGUGGACCUGGACAUUCCUUUCUUCUGGAUGGUUAACAACUUGAAGAAUCCUGAACAUUUUCUUCAUAUUUGUGUAUUUAUGGUCCCAGCUUUGAACCCUGCCUGAUUCAUCUUUACCUCAACAAUUACUACACUUUUGAUUAAUUUUCUUUUUGUUCUUUUGUAAUAAACUGAUUUCUGUAGAUAGGUUUACCAAAUAUAUUUCUUAUCAUUGGUUUUAUUAGCCUUCUGUAAGGUUGAGGAUAGAUAUAAUUCUCAUGGGUCUUUUACUUA